AUGCUCGCUAAAACUUUGGCUUUGUUAUUCUUAGCCGUGCCAACUUGCGUUAGGGCCCAAAGUCUCGAAGUUCCGCAAGUCGAACCUAUUACCACUGAAACCACUGUAUUCUCGAGAGGACCGGGACAAAUCACUACAACUUAUUCCACGGAAGUUGUGACUGACGAUGGCACUAUUCCAACUGUUAUGACUAUCUACUAUGUCCAGAUCCCGUAUUUUGAUGAUGACGAUUAUGUUACUGAGGAGACCAUCGUGACCACUGAAUACACAGCGUGGACAGGCACUUAUACUACUACGUAUUCCACUGAGGUUUUGACUCUAAGCGGUAGCCCUAUACCGACUGUUAAAACCAUUUACAAGGUGCAGACCCCAGACACGUCAGAUGAUGGCGGGGAUGAUGGCACUGAAACCACGACCACCACUGAAACCACAGAGUAUACUGUAUGGACUGGAACGUACACCACCACUUAUUCUACCGAUGUGCUAACUGAAACCGGUGAUGAUGGUAUCGCUACCGUCAAGACGAUUUACAAGGUGCAGACUCCAGACGGCACAGAUGAUGAUGGUGGAGCUGAAACUACUACAACGACUGAAAGCACCGAAUAUACCAGAUGGACUGGUACAUAUACCACUACUUACUCCACUGAUAUUUCGACUGAAACUGGUGAUGAUGGCAUCGCUACUGUUAAGACUAUCUACUUGGUUCAGACCCCAGACGGCUCAGAUGAUGACGAUGAUGAAACUACCGUUACCACUGAAACUACACAAUACACUGGCUGGACUGGUGCUUACACUACUACUUAUUCCACUGACGUCUUGACUGAAACCGGCGAAGACGGUUAUCCGACUAUCAAGACUAUCUACUUAGUCCAAACACCUUUAUCUUUCUCGAAUACAACAGAUGGCGAUGAUGAUAAGACUUCAGAUGAUAAUGGUGAUGAUAACACUACUGAUGAUGAUGGCAGAACCACCAUUGAGCCACCGACCACCUCUACAGACACUACAACUGAUCAAGAUGACAAUGGAAAUGGAGGAGAAACUUCAACUCCAUCUGAUGCACCACCGGACUCAACUUCUUCUGAAUCUUCUACAGAUGGUUCAGGAACCACAUUUGAAGGCGGUGCUACCAGAGUGCUAGCCACUUCUUUCUUUGUUGUAUUAUUGGCUUUGUUAUGA
Messenger RNA from Kluyveromyces lactis, 1176 nucleotides. RefSeq lists its product as uncharacterized. Lineage: Eukaryota; Fungi; Ascomycota; Saccharomycetes; Saccharomycetales; Saccharomycetaceae. The transcript has a single exon. The record is from RefSeq and is a predicted model, not a curated record. Bases 1 to 1176 code for a protein of 391 amino acids. Gene Ontology annotation, biological process: flocculation.